Molecule: messenger RNA, 528 nt
Organism: Neospora caninum
Lineage: Eukaryota; Apicomplexa; Conoidasida; Eucoccidiorida; Sarcocystidae
Exons: 1
Coding region: 1-528 (175 amino acids)
Source: RefSeq, a predicted model, not a curated record
AUGUCGACUUCAAAGCAGAAUUCUGCUAAACCAAGCGCGAGCAUUCCUUCGUCUCCUGCAUCCAGCAAGAAGAGCCGCGUGCAGAAAUCAGAUGGAGUUAAGGUUGCUCGAAAGCAUGGGGAUGGAGACACAGACGGCGACCACGCUCCGACAACGGCGGAAGUCAUCAGUCAGCAGAUUCUUGAAGAUGUGAUCCAGACUGGUGCUGCACUGCUUUAUCGGAGGCUUAUUGAUCGAAGGUGCUUCUCCUGUGCUGCAUAUUUCACUUGGAAAGUGGUGAUGUCGAACGUAAAAAUGUGUUGUAUGGAGUUCGAUCCAGGCGACAAAGAUCUUGAUGCUUCAUCGUGGUCAUGCGGGGAAAUGCCAGAGCCUUCCCCUCUCGACACCUGGGCUCCGGGAAGCCUAGUUUUGAAGGCAUUACCAUCUUCGACUGUUCCGGUCCAGAUCCCAAAACGGAGAGCAAGAACAGACCAGAAUACUGUUCGAAAAACCGAAGCUUACCAGGCCUCUAGACAUCAUUCUCCUUAG